AUGGCAAAACCAAAAGCCGCCAAAUCGUCCAAAUCCCAACCCACCACCGCCACCACUGCGCCGCCGUCAUGGCCCAAGUUCAAGCCCCCGCUGCCCGUCGUCGACCUCGUGCCCCAGACGCACCCCGGCACCGACCACAUCGUCACCCUCGACGCCUUUUUCCCGCGCAGCCUGUGCCGGGACUACGUCGCCUUCCUGUCCUCGCUCGCGCUGCAGACGACGCCCGGCACGCCCCGCCGCGGCGACGCCGUGCGCGUCAACGACCGCUUCCAGGUCCACGACGGGGCGUUUGCGCGGGCCCUCUGGGAGAAGACGGGUCUGCGGGAGGCGCUGACCUCUUCGUCUUCCCCGGUCAACGAUCUAUGGGGUGGCGAGCCGAUUGGGCUGAGCCCAAACAUCAGGGUGUACCGGUACACAAAAGGCCAGUUCUUUGACUGCCACUAUGACGAGUCCAACAACGUCACUCUCGAGAUUGACGACAGGCCCGUGCAGGCGCGCACGACAUGGACGCUGCUGCUCUACCUGACGUCCGCGUCCGAGGGCUGCGUCGGCGGCGAGACCGUCUUUUACCCGCACGACCGCCAGUCCGAGGCCGAGGCCAUGCCCGUGUCGCUGCAGACGGGCAUGCUGCUCCUGCACAAGCACGGCGACGACUGUCUUUUGCACGAGGGCAGAGAGGUCCGCGCAGGUGAGAAAUGGGUGCUGAGGACUGAUUUGUGUAUUAAGCGCUAG
Messenger RNA from Akanthomyces muscarius, 732 nucleotides. RefSeq lists its product as uncharacterized. The coding region runs from base 1 to 732 and encodes 243 amino acids. The transcript has 4 exons. NCBI's taxonomy places the organism in Eukaryota, Fungi, Ascomycota, Sordariomycetes, Hypocreales, Cordycipitaceae. Gene Ontology annotation, cellular component: endoplasmic reticulum. Gene Ontology annotation, biological process: peptidyl-proline hydroxylation to 4-hydroxy-L-proline. The record is from RefSeq and is a predicted model, not a curated record. Gene Ontology annotation, molecular function: iron ion binding; procollagen-proline 4-dioxygenase activity; L-ascorbic acid binding.